AUGUCUUUCGAAUCUGAUCGGCAGACCGUAGCGUCCUCGAAGACCCUUGCGCGGACUGUCGCAUCGCUGGAGAAGUGUGGCUUCUAUGACAGAGACCCAACUGUGGAGCCUCUUUAUUGGACCUUUGCUUCCUCCUAUGACUCCCUGAAAACAGGGAUGUGGGCUGCGCUCACCGGAGUUCAAGAAAGGAGGAUCCCAAAGGAGGAUGCAUACCAGAGCAUAUCCCAACAGAUGAAGGGGCUAAUUCACUCUCUGGUAUCAAUCUUCCAAGUCAAGGAAAGCAAAAUUCUAGAGCUUAGCAUUCAGCUGGCUAACUAUACGGAAAAGGAACACUCAAGGGAAGCUGCGAAGGAGAUACAGCAGGCCGAGGAAGGACAAGCCGCAAUCCGUGAGGCUGCAAGGCUGAAGGAGCGACUUGCUCAGUUGAUCCAGGAGUUUAACGAGGAGCGCACUACAUGGAGGAAUGAGCUCAACACCCUAAUAGCAGGUUGGAGGACGGUAUAUUCAGACUUGGAGCAGCAUCUCUUGGCCUUGCACGAUUGA
This is a messenger RNA of Giardia duodenalis, 543 nucleotides long. RefSeq lists its product as uncharacterized. The transcript has a single exon. The record is from RefSeq and is a predicted model, not a curated record. The coding region runs from base 1 to 543 and encodes 180 amino acids. NCBI's taxonomy places the organism in Eukaryota, Fornicata, Diplomonadida, Hexamitidae.